AUGGCUGACAACAACAACAACCACCACUCAUUUGACGCCAUCAUCAUUGGCAGCGGACUGGCCGGUCUGAGCACUGCCUUGACCAUUCUCGAUGCGGGAGGACGGGUUUUGAUUUUGGAAAAGGAACCCAAAUUGGGAGGCAACUCCAUGAAAGCGUCCUCGGGCAUUAAUGCCGCUACCACGGACGAGGAACGCCACGCCUUUCGUCAAGACACACUCCACAGUGCGGGUGACGCCACCAACCCCGCUCUGGUCGACACAUUGGUCCAACACAGCCAAGAAGCCGUCUUGGGAUGGCUGCGAGAACGAUUGCAAGUCGAUCUGUCCCAAGUCGCACAGUUGGGAGGACAUUCUCAACCACGCACGCAUCGACCGGCGGGAAAAUUGCCCAUUGGAGCGGAAAUCAUGAUCAAGUUGCAAGCGGCCGUCAAGGAAUUUGAAGGCAAACAAGAACAAGACAAUGGUGUCCUUCAAAUUUGUACCAGUGCCAAAGCCACUCAAUUGGUACAAGACGAUCAGGGCCGUGUCGUCGGUGUGGCCUAUACUAUUACCACUGAAGAAAAGGAACAAGAAGUCGUAGCCCACGCCGCCAAUGUCGUCUUGGCCACGGGUGGAUUUGCCGCCGAUCGAUCCAGCACGUCCUGGCUGGCCAAGGUUCGUCCCGAACUAUUGGCAUUGGGAGCCACGGCCGGAGAAUUCUCCACGGGCGAUGGGUUGACAUUGGCAUCGGCCCUCAACGCCAAUCUUGUGGGUAUGCAACACAUUCAAGUGCACCCCACGGGGUUUGUGGAUCCCAAGGAUCCGGACAACCCCAACAAGUUCUUGGCGGCCGAAGUCUUGCGAGGUGUAGGAGGUAUCUUGUUGACACCACAAGGAAAACGCUUUUGCAAUGAGAUUGGGAGACGUGACUAUGUGACGGACAAGAUCUUUUCUCUCAAUGCAAAGUACGCAGAGACAAAGACAUGGCAAGGUGGUAGCGAUGAAAAGGUGCCCCAGGUAUAUCUCUUGGUAUCCGAAGAGGGUGCCGCUGCCAUUCAGAAACAUGUUGACUUCUACGCCUGGAAGGGGUUCUUGACCAAAGUCAAGGGAGCCAAAGAGGUCGCCGAAUACAUGGGAAUGGACGCCGAAACCAUUGGUGCGACACUACAGGAGUAUCAGGAUGCCGCCAAGGCCGGUGCCGACUCGUUUGGAAAGAGUCGCUUCUUGGCCGUCCCACAACUGGACGAGGAGAGUGCCAACUACUACGUGGGCAAGGUCGAACCUGUGCUGCACUAUUGCAUGGGAGGCGUUCAAAUCAACCCGCGAGGACAAGUGCUAAAGGACGAGAGCACCAUCAUUCCAGGCUUGUAUGCCUGUGGGGAAGUCGCGGGCGGAUUGCACGGCAAGAAUCGAUUGGCCGGCAAUUCCUUGUGUGAAUGUGUGGUCUUUGGACGCAUCGUCGGCCAAGGCAUUGUCAAGUGCGAGAACGCUGCCAAGAUAUAA
Seminavis robusta is the source of this 1482-nucleotide messenger RNA. The record is from the annotation of a GenBank genome assembly. NCBI's taxonomy places the organism in Eukaryota, Bacillariophyta, Bacillariophyceae, Naviculales, Naviculaceae.